This is a messenger RNA of Megalops cyprinoides (Indo-Pacific tarpon), 2136 nucleotides long. Its product is annotated as WW domain-binding protein 4-like. Gene Ontology annotation, cellular component: precatalytic spliceosome; nucleus. Gene Ontology annotation, biological process: mRNA splicing, via spliceosome. Gene Ontology annotation, molecular function: protein binding; zinc ion binding; RNA binding. The coding region runs from base 96 to 1283 and encodes 395 amino acids. NCBI's taxonomy places the organism in Eukaryota, Metazoa, Chordata, Actinopteri, Elopiformes, Megalopidae. The record is from RefSeq and is a predicted model, not a curated record. The transcript has 10 exons.
CUAAUGUUCGUAUUUUACGAUAUGUUGAUGGCGUGCUGUGUUAUGUUGAUAGCAAACACUACGCUAAAUUAGAACAAACUGGAAUUGUUGUCAAAAUGGCUGACUACUGGAAAUCUCAGCCAAAGAAAUUUUGCCAAUAUUGCAAGUGCUGGAUCGCUGACAACAAACCCAGUAUUGAGUUUCAUGAAAGGGGGAAGAAUCACAAAGAAAAUGUGGCUGCCAAAAUCGCAGAGAUUAAGAAGAAGAGCAUUGACAAAGCCAAGCAGGAGGAACGCAUGUCCAAGGAGUUUGCAGCAAUGGAAGAGGCGGCGUUGAAAGCAUUUCAGGAGGAUCUUAAAAGGCUUGGGGCUGAAUCAGGCAGUACUGAAGCUCAGCGUAAAACGCCUUCCGUGAAGGCAGCAGCCUCCAGCAGCAGAGGAUCGGAUGUUUGGGUUGAGGGUGUCAGCGAUGAAGGACACACCUACUACUACAACACUUUGACUGGGGAGUCUCAAUGGGAGAAGCCAGAAGGGUCUCGAGGCAGAAGGACGACUUCAGGGGUGACUCAAGCCAAUAAUGAUAAGAAAUCUUCCAGCUCUCUGUGGAUGGAGGCCUUAAGUCCAGAUGGGUAUACCUACUACUACAACACAGAAACUGGGGAGUCCUCCUGGGAGAAGCCAGCAGAGUACUCUCCACCAGAGAAGACAGAUGAGAGGGGGGAAAUGGCUGGGGAGGGGCAGGAGGACCCCGUGGCCCCCCAGUCUGAGUCCCUGAAAGGGGAGGAGGAGAACUCGGACAAGGCAGCAGACACCCUGGAGGCAGAGGGCACCAGAGAGCCCCAGGUCCCCAAGAUCAGCUUUAGGAAAAGAAAAGAUGAGAAGACACAGCUUUCAGAGGCAGAACAAGACAAGGACGACAACAGUGGCGAUGGUGGUGAUGAUGAUGAAGAACAGAAGAGUGACAGACCCACUCUUCUUGAGGAAGAGGAGGAGGAGGAGGAGGAAGAGAAGGAGGCAGAAGUGACUGCAGCAAAGAGACCCCGGAAGAUGAACCCUUAUGGGGAGUGGGAGCAGAUUCAGGAGGAAGAAGACCCAUAUGAGCAAGUGGAUCUGCAGUUGCCCCAGGUGGAGGGCAUGGGUGCCGCCCAAGCGGGCUCUGACGUGCCUCCGGAGCCCAAAGUUAAGUUCAAGGAACGUACCAUCACCUCACUGGGGGACGAGGGAGAUGCAGGGGCAGUCUUCAAGAAGAGAAGGAUGGAGAAUGGCAAGUCUAGGAACCUUCGCCAGAGAGGCAAAGAUGACUGAGUCUUACAAGUGCAUUUUUAACAUGGACGCGUGGAUUCCAACCCUGAACGUGUUGGCGCGGUCUUUUAACAGGCUCACCAUUGUGUGUCUGUUUUCAAGAAGUGUUUUGUUCUCCACAGUUUCAACAGCUGGUCUGACUGGAAGUCCUUUUUUCUGGACUGUUUUAUAUUCAUAUUCAACUGCGUGGUUGACCAGCUCCAACAGCACUUUGCGUGCUUGUUUUUUGAAUUGUGUGUUUUUUUUUUAAUUGCAUAAAGUUGGAUUUAAAUAGCAACAGUGGAAACAUAAAUACUUUUUCUUGAAAGACAGGUUUUUCAAAUCAGAGUAUUUUUAUAAGGGGAUAAUGUGAAAUGUGGUUGAUGUUGUGCUUAUGGGGAAUUAUAGUGCGUUGUCUCUCAGUUAAGACUCUGUGUUUGCCUCCUUGUCCUAUACUGGCACCACAGCAAACCUUUUGCUUACUGUGGUCAGAAUGGAAAAUAGUUUCAUGAAUUGAAAGAUUCCCUCUGUAGCUCAUUUGAAAAGAAAAGAAGUUCACAAAUCAAAAUUUUCUUGAAUAAAACAUUUAACUGGCUUGGCAAUGGGUCAGUCUAUACAGACUACUUAUGUGUGGUGUACUUUGUCUAUGCUCAACUGUGGUGGAAGAAAGUAGUACAGAGCCAUGUGUAACCAGUUAGAAGAACGUGAAUUAUUUUUGUUGAUGAAGAAGGGACUGGAAAUCUUACAAUAUGUAAAUAGAUGAGAGGUGUUACCAUUUGGACAUUUGCAUCAACUUAUAGUCAGGAGCAGUUUCAUUCUUAAUAAUUAUACAGUAUAUCACCAUGGAUAUUUUGUAAGGCUCUAGCAUUUAUUUGUA